Molecule: messenger RNA, 1667 nt
Organism: Planococcus citri (citrus mealybug)
Lineage: Eukaryota; Metazoa; Arthropoda; Insecta; Hemiptera; Pseudococcidae
Product: lysosomal Pro-X carboxypeptidase-like
Exons: 9
Coding region: 102-1598 (498 amino acids)
Biological process (GO): proteolysis
Molecular function (GO): dipeptidyl-peptidase activity; serine-type exopeptidase activity
Source: RefSeq, a predicted model, not a curated record
AUCGGAAGCUACUCAUUCAGUUUAGUUUUGAUCUUGCAUACGAAGCGGUUGAGAUCAUAAGCGUGUUCAGUUUUAUUUCGUAUUGUUAUAUGUAGUAAAAAAUGACACGAUUGAUCUAUUUCGUAUCAGCUUUAUUUUUUAUUUCAUUUUCAUAUGGAAAGUAUACUUAUGAGACCAAAUACAUCGAUGUACCGCUGGAUCAUUUUUCAUUUUUUGACAAUCGAACAUUCAGGUUACGGUAUUUGAUCAAUGAUACUUUCUGGAAACCCAACUAUGGACCUAUAUUUUUUUACACUGGCAACGAAGGAGAUAUCGAAGUGUUUGCUCAAAACACAGGAUUUCUUUGGGAGUCAGCAGAAAUAUUCAAAGCGUUAAUUGUUUUCGCGGAACAUCGUUAUUAUGGAAAAUCAUUACCUCCUAAAAAUUAUACAAAAGAUUCCAAUUAUUUUUCAUAUCUGUCAACCCAACAAGCUCUGGCUGAUUACGCCGACGUAUUAUACGAGCUGAAAAAUUACCAGAAAUUUAGCCCCCACAGUGGAGUAAGAAGUAGUCGUAAACGUGCAAAUCCUGUCAUCGCAUUCGGUGGUUCUUAUGGCGGUAUGCUGGCUGCGUGGAUGAGAAUAAAGUAUCCAGCAGUAAUUGAAGGGGCUUUAGCCGCAUCAGCACCUAUUUUACAAUUUACUGGCAUAACACCUUGCGAUUCCUAUAAUAAGGUAUUGACCGAUGCUUUCAACGCUUCGAGUCCGCAGUGUGUGAAGAACAUUAGAAAUUCCUGGAGAGUUUUACGUAAAUUAUUAGCAGAAGAUGAUGGCAAGCAAUGGAUUACCAAAAACUGGAAACUAUGCGCACCUAUCAAAUCCGAAGAAAACAUUACUCAACUAAUUAAUGUUUUGAGCGAGCUUUAUUCAGCUGUUAGUAUGGUUAACUACCCGUACCCUACAGAUUUCCUGAUGCCUUUACCUGCCAACCCUGUCAAUGAAAUGUGUAAAUAUUUGAACUCUUCGAUACCAGAUGAUGAAUUAUUGAGCGCGAUAUUCGAAUCUAUUUCCCUUUACUUGAAUUACACUGGAAAUACACAAUGUUUUGAUUGGUCAACCGAUCCAUUUGGCGAUAUUGCGGCUACAACAUGGAAUAUUCAGGCUUGUUCGGAGAUCAUAAUGCCAUUUUGUAGCAAUGGUAUAACUGAUAUGUUUGAACCAGCGGCAUGGAAUCUCACUCAGUAUGCAGAAGAAUGUUACAAAACCUACAAAGCAGUACCAAAUGAAAGAUAUAUAGAGGAAGUAUACGGUGGAAAAGAUUUACGUUAUUCAUCAAACAUAAUAUUUAGCAAUGGGUUGUUAGAUCCUUGGUCCAGCGGAGGAGUCCUUGAGAAAUUAUCGAACAAUAUUCUUGUAGUGAUUCUACGCGAUACAGCUCAUCAUUUAGAUUUAAGAGCCACAAAUGAACAUGAUCCUGAAAGCGUUACAUUAGCUAGGCAAUUUUACGUAAAUGUUUUCAGAAGAUGGAUUAAGAACUAUCGAAAAAAACUUAAUGCAGCUGAUGUAGAAUAUGAUGAUUAUUUGAAUUCGAUACGAGGAAGCAUCUUGAUAGAGAAAUGACUAUAAGACUCUUAAGAUCUAUUAUUUGUAUCUGUUCAUUAAAAUAAAAUCGGCGAGAUCUACUAUUCA